This is a messenger RNA of Cyprinodon variegatus (sheepshead minnow), 639 nucleotides long. Its product is annotated as myosin light chain 1, cardiac muscle-like. The coding region runs from base 13 to 606 and encodes 197 amino acids. The transcript has a single exon. Gene Ontology annotation, molecular function: calcium ion binding. NCBI's taxonomy places the organism in Eukaryota, Metazoa, Chordata, Actinopteri, Cyprinodontiformes, Cyprinodontidae. Gene Ontology annotation, cellular component: myosin II complex. The record is from RefSeq and is a predicted model, not a curated record.
CUCUGCUGCAGCAUGGCUCCAAAGAAGGUGGAACCAAAGAAGGUGGAGGUGAAGAAGGUAGAAGCAAAGAAGGAGGAGCCCCCACCUCCUGUCAAGCCAGUGGAGCCAGAAACCAAACCUCCAGAGGUGGACCUGAAGAGCAUAGUGGUGGAGUUCUCCCCUGACCAGAUUGAAGAGUUCAGAGAUGCCUUCUCUCUGUUCGACGAGACGCCUGGCGGCGAAAUGAAGAUCACCUACGCUCAGUGCGGUGAUGUCAUGCGGGCGCUCGGACACAACCCCACCAACAGCGAAGUACUGAAGCUGCUGGGGAGGCCCAAGGCUGAGGAGAUGAAUGUGAAGAUGCUAGACUUUGACGGCUUCCUGCCCAUGCUGCAGCACGUAGCCCGGUCCAAGGAGCAAGGCAACUUUGAGGACUUCGUCGAAGGUCUGAGGGUCUUUGACAAGGAGGGUAACGGAACUGUGAUGGGGGCGGAGCUUCGUCACGUCCUGGCCACGCUAGGAGAGAGGAUGACCGAGGAUGAGGUGGACCGUCUCAUGGUGGGACAAGAGGAUGCCAAUGGACAUAUCAACUAUACAGAGUUUGUCAAGCAUGUCCUAGCUGGCUGAACCCAGAGGGAACGUUGGUCCUUCUCCAAUAAA